AUGGAUAUGUCACAUCCUGCCACGACUACGGCCCCGGCCGCCGCGGCGACCACGAGCAUGGGAGGAGGAGGUAUGGGAGGUAUGGGUGGCAGCGGUUGCAAGAUUUCGAUGUUGUGGAACUGGUACACGAUCGACUCAUGCUUCAUCGCGUCUUCCUGGAAGAUCACCUCGACGAGCGUAUUUGCAGGCUCCUGUAUCGGCGUCCUCCUCUUGGUGAUGUCGCUUGAGCUUCUUCGCCGGUCCGUCAAGGAAUACGACCGUUUCCUCCUCCGUCAGCACUCCGCAGCGCCGACUGCACAAAAGGUCACUGGCUCUCCCGCUUUGCCGGCGGCCGCCCCGGGUUUUCGACCGACCGUUUUGCAACAGGCUAUGCGCGCGCUUCUUCAUAUGGUCCAGUUUGCUGUUGCGUACUUCGUCAUGCUGCUCGCCAUGUACUACAACGGUUACAUCAUCAUCUGCAUUUUCAUCGGCUCCUUCCUCGGUGCCUUUGUUUUCCAGUGGGAGUAUCUCGGGGUCAGCAAUGGCCAGACAAGCGCCGCAAAGGAGGCCACAGUGUGCUGUGGUUGA
This is a messenger RNA of Chaetomium fimeti, 567 nucleotides long. Its product is annotated as Ctr copper transporter family-domain-containing protein. Gene Ontology annotation, cellular component: plasma membrane. The record is from RefSeq and is a predicted model, not a curated record. Gene Ontology annotation, molecular function: copper ion transmembrane transporter activity. NCBI's taxonomy places the organism in Eukaryota, Fungi, Ascomycota, Sordariomycetes, Sordariales, Chaetomiaceae. The transcript is spliced from 4 exons. Gene Ontology annotation, biological process: copper ion transmembrane transport. Bases 1 to 567 code for a protein of 188 amino acids.